Molecule: messenger RNA, 4325 nt
Organism: Anopheles maculipalpis
Lineage: Eukaryota; Metazoa; Arthropoda; Insecta; Diptera; Culicidae
Gene: Cap-G
Product: condensin complex subunit 3
Exons: 3
Coding region: 6-4325 (1439 amino acids)
Biological process (GO): mitotic chromosome condensation
Cellular component (GO): condensin complex; cytoplasm; condensed chromosome
Source: RefSeq, a predicted model, not a curated record
GGAAAAUGGCACCACGCAAACGAAAAGUGGUGGUAGCAACGGGCAACUCGCCGGAAAAGGUGAAAUACUCUACCGCGGUCAUACAGACGCUGCUGAGCGCACAGCAAACUGAAACCACGCACGCCAAACUGGUGAAGCAGCUGAAGCGACUGUUCGCGACGGUAGGGCACGAUUCAUUCGUCAAAUCCUUCAUCCAGGUGAUCAAGCGUCAGAUGGAGCACGAUGAAUCGAACCCGUACGCGAACAAUGUGCUCAAGUUUUGUGCCAAAUUUUUGGCCGAUCCCGAGUACAGCGGACAAACAGUUACGCAUCCGAUCAUGGCUUCAAUCUUCGAUUGGUUGCUCAGCACGAUCAGCAGCGCACAGUCGGUUCGGUUUCGGAUCUGUCAGCUAGUAAACCUGAUACUGAAUGCGCUCGGGACGGAUGCCGCGCUGGAUGAUUCCAUUUGUGACAAGAUUUUGCGGUACAUGCUCGAGAGGAUACGGGAUAUGUCGCAGCACGUGCGGGUGCAGGCCGUGCUGGCGUUGCAACGUUUGCAGGAUCCAAACUCGCCGGAGGAUCCAGUGGUGCGAGCGUACAUUUACCAUCUGGACAAGGAUCCCUCGCCAAAGGUACGGCAGACGAUCAUCACUUCGCUGGGACGCAACUAUCGAUUGAUUCCUCACCUGCUGGAUCGGCUGUGGGACGCGGAUGAGCGUGUGCGGCGCCACACGUACAUGCAGAUGAGCAGCUACCCGGUACGACAGUACAAGGUAGAGCAGCGGCUGAUGUUUCUCGAGCAGGGACUGGGCGAUCAUUCCGAGGCGGUGCGCAAGGUGAUGCGGAACGUAAUGAUCCCGCAGUGGGUUGAAUCGUAUCAGCGGGACUACGUUGCGUUCGUGGAGGCCCUCAAGCUGGAUGCGGACGAUAAGGAAAUGGACCGGUUCCGGAAGACGGCCAAAAUGGUGCUGAUGGAGAUAUUCAACAAAAAUGGUGUAGAAGAGAUGACACGGUUGCUGAAGUUCGGCGAGGACAGUCAAGUGGUUCCACUGUCGGAUCUAACGAUAGAGCGGGCAAUUUGUUGGCAGGCGUUGCUAGAGUACCUGCAAAAGAAUGAUCCCGACCGGCUGGAAGAUUACAUGAUCGAGCUCAGCAAGUUUUGUGAGUAUCUUAAAGCGUUCGUGGCUAACCCCACGUCGGCCGCAUUUAUGAAGAGCACGAACAUGAGCAUCAUGAGCAGCCAAACGGCUUCGCCGAGCCAGCCAACCGAGACGAUGGAUAGGCUGCAGCAGCUGUACGUACAGUACAGCCUACAGAUCCUGCUUGAAAUCGUGCUAAUGUACGACUUUGGGGACGAAUUUGGACGGGAAAGCCUCAAGCUAGUGCUGUCGCAUAUCCUUUGCCACGACAAUCUGUUCGAAACGAACGUGCGUCUAAUAAUGGCCACGUUUGAGAAGCUGAUCACGGAUGUGGAAACGCGACUAAACUUCUUCGUUGAGCUGGUAAGCUCCGUGCUGGAACCUUCACGACAAGAUGUGUCCAACAGCUCGCGCCAGCUAGUGGACUCGUAUCUUGACAAGCAUCCGGAGCUGACGAAGCUUAAGCUGGAAGUUUCCGAACUGCGCGUAAAGAUCCUCGAGUUGAAGGAGCAGGAAAGUGCGCUGUCCGCCCAGAAGGAUUAUGCCGGUGCGCAGCAGAUAAGCGAGGAGGUAAACGUGUGCCUAGAAAAGUAUGCCAAUCUGGUGAAACCGCUCUUAAACGAGAUGUCCCAGUGUACGACGAACAGUAGCAGCACUCUCGGUAGUGAGGAUGUUAGCAGCGUGACACUGAUGUUCCGCGAUUCGAUGCUAAAAUCGCGCCGUGUGACACAAGCCACGGUGGAGAAGUGUCUGCAGAUAUGCUUCUAUCUCGUAAACAGUCCAUCGGUGCGCGUUCUGACACCGCCCGUGUGCAAUCUCUAUCCGACGUUCGUCAGCCGGUAUGUGCAAUCGGGCCAACUGUCGACGCGCAACUGGGCGCUCCGGACGUCGACCGCUUUCAGCAUGCUGUACGAUGGCUUGAGCAAAGAAACGUUCCAGCUCCUGUACCAACAGUUCCUCAACACCGCCUCAUCGCGCCUCUGGAAAACGGCCAUCGAGUGUGUGUUCGAGCUGCUGGACAAGUACGGCUUCGAGUACUUCGAUCUGGAGAACGAAGACGCAUCCAGCAAGGAUGAUUCGCGCACGAACAAAAGUUCCCGUCAGCUGUUCAAUCGGCACAAUAGCAGCUAUCAUGACGAUUCCCUCAACGCGUCAUCCUGCAAUGGGAACGAGUUUUACAAAAUGUCCGUCCACUUUAUGGAUACCUGCAACGAUAACGUUAUCUGUGCCGCCAUAAUCGAGGGCUUCUGUCGGUUGAUUUUGCGCGGCAAAUGUACCUCGGCGGACAUAAUGUCGAAGUUGCUGUUGCGCUACUUUAAUCCCACCACUGAGCCGGAAAUGCAGCAAAUGUUGGGCAUUUUCUUCCAGCGCUUGAUCAGCCGGCGGCGCCAGGAGCUCAUGCAGAAGGCACUCAUGAGCACGCUCUUCCUGGUGCUGGAAGCACCGAACGAAAGCCCACUGGCUGAGGUGCGGCCGGAAACGGUGAUAAAGUUCGUGGUCGACUCGACGCGACCCGUUUUCUGCAAUCCGGGCGUUAAUCCGCACAACACGAUUGCGGCAUCGUUUUUGCGCGUGAUGCGGGACAACAUUACGCUGAAGGAUCUGAUGAAGCUGCUGAGCAAAGAGUUGCUCGGGCUGGACAUUAAGGAUGAUCCGGGACUGCGGGCUGAUCUCGCGAAAACAGUGGAAGAAAUCCUGAAGGAACCGUACCUCGAUCCAAAAACGAUCAAACACUUGAAUACUUUCCGGGAGCAGAUGUUGGGCAAGAUCGUGGAGCCGCUUACAUUCUCUUCGUCCCGUACGCCAGUGAGCGAGAAGGAGGACGAUGUGGGAGAAGUGGGUGAGGACACGGAGGAAGCGGCAGCGCCCGAGAAAGGGCAAUUGGACCCGACCGGAGAGGAUGAAGAGACGGAGCAGGAGGAGAAUGAAGACGAAGAGCAACGGUCCGAGGAGCGGAUGCAGAUUAACAAAUCGAUCCUGUUGGAAGAUUCCGAUGCGGAUCUGCUUGCUUCGCCGAUGAAGGAUAACGGGUCGGGUGUGUUGUCUCCGGUCAGGAUAGACCGUCCUGGUACAUCGGAUUCGGGUGUUAAAUCGCUCCGACGCUCGCUGCUGGGUGUGCGAUGUUCGCCUAUACUGAAGGACCCGUCUGGUGACGGGAAGUUUAAGGUUCCCGAUGCGUCAACGUUGCGCAAAAUGCAGGCAGCUUCUUCUGCACGGGUCAGGGCAGCAUUUGGCACGUCAAAGGUGGCCGUUAGCUCCGCAAAGACGAUAAACUCUGGGGAGGAAGAUUUUGAAAUUCCCUCCACACAGGAGGUGCGAAGUUCGGAGGAAGUCAUUUCUUCAACGGACGAGGAGGACGAGGAAGUAAUUCCCGCAACACAACCCGCUGCCAAUGAAUCGCUACGGCGGAUGAAUUUCUCCGGUAAGGCAUCACGUUCUCGAGUGAUUCGGAAAAUACAGAUUCGUAAGCCAUCAUCUGUGUCGUCACCCUCUACGCCUCCUCCCUUCUCCUCAUCCUCCUCCUCCUCGGAUGGUGAGGUUGUUGAAGGAUCGCCCAACGUUACGGUAAGCCGCAUCAAUCGUUCCGUAAGACCGUUAAAUAAUGUAGCAGCCAAAACACUGCUCGAACGCUCAAAACUCUUCUCAACGGCCGGCACGUCACCCCGUGCCACUACACGUCGGACAGCUCGCUUGGAGGCGAUAAACAGCAAAGUUAUGACGCGAAAUUCUCUUUCGGAGUUGCAGCAAAGCUCCACCACCGUUGGGAACAAAUCUAUCAAAGCCAGCAGCAAAGAAAUAAGACCAUCCGCGUCACGUCCCACGAAAAAUGCUCCCGAACCCGAACAAACAUCCACCGUUCCGGUUGCUGCCACGACGGCGGUGGUACCGUCCUCUCCAAAAACAUCCUCCCGAGCCUCUUCUCGGCUAUUAGCAGCGGCUCCGUCCAACAGCGCUUCACCGGGCAAUAAACGAACGCACGAACGGCCAGCGAUGGAUGGUAGGAGAAAGACGGUCGCAACUGCCGGUGGUGGGACAGAGAGUAGCAGCGGCGUGUCUACCUCGAGCCCGGUACGAUUGAAGCGGGCGGCCAUUGUACUAACACCUUUGAGUGCUCCACGGCGGACGAAAGCGGCAGCCGAUGCCGAAACUGUCGCUACCUCACCGAGACGUCCGAAUCGAAAAGCUUCACGAACGGAUAAAGCGUAA